AAGGAAGCGGCAUGAUUGGGCACGAGUCAGGAAGAUCAGAAAUAAUAAUAAAAAAGGAAGACUUUCGGACGUUUAUCAUACAGUUAGUCAGCAAACUGAAGUAUAUGUGUUUACCUGUCUCCUAUGGCGAGUUGACAGACGUGUACUUCACGUGUUUCUGUGAAUAGUGGGUCAUUGUGGCUAGCUUGUGCUAAUAGCUGUGCAUCCAAGGUGUAAAACCUACUGUCGCGUUCAUCAAUCCGCUGCUCGCCGGAUGUUUAUACCAGAGGCAUGAUGCCAGAGAUCAUGCAACACUGCUUUUGACAUAUUUUGGAAACUAAUUUGGCAGCCGACUAAGUAGUUGAUUAGUCCUGCUGUCGUCUUCUGAAAGGGACACCUUCACUAUGAUUAAAACUGCUUGCGACAAGGAGAUAGUGUGUUAGCUAGCUAGAAACUGUGGUGGGAGGCAUGAUUUUUAAUGCUUGUGUUUUGCGUGGAUAAAGCGCUUUCAUCGUUGGAAUUGUUGUCUUUUGUACACAAAACCGUAGCUGGCAAGUUAACCUAGCUAGAUCAUGUUUUGAGUAUAGCCAGUCUAGAUGAGUGCUAAUAACUGGCGAUGAGGAUGAUACCACUAUACUGAGCUUGCUAGCUAUUCCACUGAGUACAAGUAGCUAGUCUAGCUGGCUAACGUUAAUGAUAAAUGUUGUUUUCGACGUUCAGAACUAACAUCCCCUCCCAGUCCUUGGUGAGACUAACGAUCGGAGUAACUGCAGCGAGGAUGGGAAGGCUGUACAAACGAAGACGAAUCAAUUGCAUUCUUCUGAUAUCCUCUCGGUUUUGCGUAUCUGUCAACGACUCCAAGACUGCUGAUACCUGAGAGGACAGCGCAGCCAACACAGCCGGUGGAGUGGAAGUAGCAUAUGAACUGAAGUGAUAUUUACUGCGGUGUGUUGUGCACCACAACGGUGUGCUGUUCAGGUUUAUUCAGCAUGGCUCAUUUGUUAACCAUGGGGGAGAGCGCAGUAAGGGCGCUAACCCGAGCCGGCGAAGGGGUUGUCUCGGGUGUGGUUCUGUCCGCCUCCGCCUCCCAAAACUCGUCAGCCAGUCCCACCUUGGAUCCUCACGACCGGGGCUGCGAGAACGGCGCGUUAAUGGACUCGUUCGGCAUCUUUCUGCAAGGGCUACUCGGUGUCGUGGCCUUUAGCACGCUGAUGUUGAAGCGCUUUAGAGAGCCGAAGCAUGAGAGAAGACCCUGGAGGAUCUGGUUUUUGGACACCUCCAAACAGGCCAUUGGGAUGCUGUUUAUCCAUUUCGCCAACGUUUACCUGUCUGACCUGACUGAGGAGGACCCUUGUUCGCUGUACCUCAUCAAUUUCCUCCUGGACGCAUCUCUUGGCAUGCUGCUGAUCUAUGCAGGCGUGCGGGUCGUCAGCGUGGUGGUGGAGUGGCGGCAGUGGGACUCCCUGCGUUUUGGGGAGUACGGAGAGCCAGUGCAGUGCAGGGCCUGGGCGGGCCAGUGCGCCCUCUACAUCCUCAUCAUGAUGUUCGAGAAGGUGCUUAUUAUCCUGGUCCUGCUCAUCCCACAGUGGAAGCAGCUUGCUCUUCUGAAUCCCAUAGAGAACCCACAGUUGGAGCUGGCCAUCGUCAUGCUCAUCGUCCCCUUCUUCGUCAAUGCACUGAUGUUCUGGGUGGUGGAUAAUUUCCUGAUGAAGAAGGGCAGGACAAAAGCCAAGCUGGAGGAGAGGGUGGGCGGAGCUGAGUCCCGUGGCACCAGCAAGGUGCGUUACAGACGGGCGCUGUCCCACGAGGAGUCAGAGUCCGAGAUCCUGAUCUCGGCCGACGACGAGAUGGACGAGUCGGACGGGGAGGAAGAUUUGCUCCGGCCGACUGACCUCAAGCACAAGAAGAAGAAGCACCGCCUUGAACUUCCUGUCUGACCCAGGUCCACCUGGGUUUCCCUUACUGGGGAGAAACUGAAAAAACUGGCAUGUCUGCCAUACUGAGUGGAAACAGAACAAGGAGUGUUGAGGAUUCAUGUUCAAAGGAGCCAACUGGACAGCACCUGAGUGUGGCCCGACCAUCAAGAACAAAGGGAGAACAAAGUCCUUGCAGCCAAUCUGCGGUAAUGGAACUUUAAUAGUAUGUUGUCACAAUAAAUCUCUAAUAUUAGGAAUAGCACUGGAGCAUCAAACAUUGGCUGUCAUCCUCUGGCAAUUUUUGUUUCCAAUCUUGUUUUAUGAUCUGCAUCAUUGUUUCUGUGCAACAGAAAAAAACAGCUGUUGUAUGAAUCAUGCAUCUGAUUCCACCCUCAAUCAAUCUAGUCUUACUAGGGUUUCUUAUAUUCCUGAGCAGUCAUUCCUGUGUGGACAGUAUUCUCCACAUCUCAGUGUUUCUGCCAGUACCUGUGAGAUUUCUGUGGUUGAGCUCAUGCGACAGGAACCACGGUGGUUUGGACAGUGGGGCUGAGGAAAGGUGCUAAGAUUGUUCUGGCAUCUCUUUAAAUCGCCUCGUAUGGAACGGGGCUACCUUCCUUAAGCUUAGUCUUUCAUAACUACACUUGUUUACAUUUAUUUAUCCAGACUAACCACUAAUGAGCUUUAAAUCUAUACCUGAAUCUUUAAAGCAGUACCUGUCCCGGUCCAUACCUCAGGAACUCUGGGGUCUGGUCGAGUUUGAAUGAGGAGUUUGGAUGGGGUGGUUGAUCAAACACAGACGUGGUCUCAGGUGGGGUUUGAUUGAGGAGUUUGGGGGGAUUUGAAAGUUUAAGUGGCUUAGGGGGUGUUUCAAAUGUCCGCCUCACAGCAACAGAGACAGGUAAAUUUCAAAGUGAGAUAUUGUAAAGAGGGAGUUGCUCUGUUACUAACCACUGUGACUAACUGUGAAUGUAUUCCUAUUUUAUUACAAAAACAGAUGGUUCAGGUGCUUCUCUCUGAAAGCGGAAUGUAGCCAGUCUCUCCAGGGCACAAGAGGGACGAUGGUGCGACCUGUCUCAUUAGCCCUCUGAAGGGAGGCUGAUGUGAUGGUUGUGGUCUUGCACAUGAAGCAGUACAGCACAUGGUCCCCUGACACCCAGACCUGCAAAGAUUUUUAUCAGUUACCUGCUCCUCUAACGUGUUGUUAGCAUGGAUGGGACAGUGUGUAAGUGUAAGUGGAUUUGUGGGUGAGCCUUCACCUUGUGCUGUUUGCCUGGAGUAUUGACUAGUGUGCUUACAGGUCACAACAAGUUCGAUAUGCUCUCUCACUAUGGGUGGCAGUGUGAGGAGACUUGCUCUGCCUUUUUCAGGGUUAUGCAGUGUGCUGCCUGGUUUGGUCGUGUAUUUAUUUGUCCUUUUUGUGUUUCUGUAUGUUUUGUUGUGAUUGGCCAAACUAUGGGGCAAUUCUAAGCAUCCUUGUGUGAUGUGAUAUCCUUAUGGGAUGUGGAAAUAUGUUUAGGUACACAUCCCUGGACUUGUGCCUUUCUUGCACAAUGCCUAUUGUCCCCAUGUGCGGUGUUCUUUGGAUGUUUUU
Megalops cyprinoides (Indo-Pacific tarpon) is the source of this 3486-nucleotide messenger RNA. Its product is annotated as store-operated calcium entry regulator STIMATE-like. NCBI's taxonomy places the organism in Eukaryota, Metazoa, Chordata, Actinopteri, Elopiformes, Megalopidae. The coding region runs from base 969 to 1916 and encodes 315 amino acids. The record is from RefSeq and is a predicted model, not a curated record. The transcript is spliced from 8 exons. Gene Ontology annotation, cellular component: cortical endoplasmic reticulum; membrane. Gene Ontology annotation, biological process: activation of store-operated calcium channel activity. Gene Ontology annotation, molecular function: calcium channel regulator activity.